AGGGAGAGAGAGAAAGGGUUGUGGAGAAAGGGGAGGGCGUGUUACAGGCUAGGCUAGAGAGUGCUCGCAGCCCGCACACUGAUCUGCGAAGGGCUGAGCUGGAAGUGCGGCUGCGGGUUUCACCGGCGCAGACCCAGCAGAGCCAGCCGUGCGGGUCGCGCUGUUGUCCGGCUGCGGAUCCAGGCUUGUCCCACUGUGCCGCUCUCCGCUGCAACAGACAUGCAGGACCCUCGCCCUCGGGGGGUUUGAGAUUUUUUAUUUUCUUCCUUUAUUGUGUUUGUGUGUGUUUGUGUGGGGGGUGGUUGGCGAUGCCGGAGAAGAUGACCAAGUUUCUGCAGAUAGCGCCCCACUCCCUGGCCGUGGUUUUGUCGCCGCCGGCCAGGGUUGUCCCGGCGACCGGCGAGAAGAUGCAACGCCAGGACACCGGCUACCAGGUCUUCGCCGACUUCAAAGCGGAGAAUAUGCAGCAUUUUUGGAACAAGCGGGUGACGGACGCCAUCGCCGAGGUUUUCUUCCUGGGUUGGAUCGACAGGCAUGUCCUACUCAUCCAAGGCAAGGAACCCCACCUGGAAGUGCUGAGGGAAGCCUGGAUGAGAAGAUCUUUGAAGCCACCCAAGAACUUCAGCAUCAAGUAUCUGGGUGAUGUGUCACCGAUCAGCAUGUCCCCCAUCAGUCAGUCACAGUUUAUACCACUCGGGGAAAUUCUUUGCCUGGCCAUCUCGGCAAUGAAUGCUUCAAGGAAACCAGUCUCACACAAGGCGCUGAUGGAACACUUAGCCACUUGCUUCCCAGGAGUGCCCACGCCUAGUCAGGAGAUCCUUUGCCACACCUUGAACCUUCUGGUGAGAGAGCGGAAGAUCUACCCGACCCCCGACGGCUAUUUCAUCGUCACCCCGCAGACUUACUUCAUCACGCCCUCCCUGAUCCGGACAAACAGCAAAUGGUACCACUUGGACGAGAGGAUCCCGGAGAGGUCGCGGUGCACGUCGCCGCAGCCCGGCACGGUGACGCCGUCCAACUCCGGCUGCCAACUUCGGGAUCGUGGAGGGGGUCACCACCACCGCACCCACUGCGACUCCUGCAACUGCUUCAGGGAGGAGUCGCACAACCACCCUGCGUCCACCCUGCAGAGGAAGUCAGCCAAGGAGGGCAAGGACUCCUCCCACUGCCCGCCGCCCUCCUUCCACCCGACGGCGGCAGCGGCCAGCCAGACAGAGAAGAGCAAGAGCACGGUCAACUGCUCCUACAAGAUGGAGAGCUUGCCCAAGCUGAAGGAGGGCGACAAGCCGGCCAAGAAGUUCGGCCUGAAGCUGUUCCGCCUGAGCUUCAAGAAGGACAAGUCGAAGCAGCUGGUGAAUUUCUCCGCCCAGUUCCCACCCGAGGAGUGGCCCCUUCGGGACGAGGACAACCCCACCUCCAUCCCGCGGGAGGUGGAGCAGGAGAUCAUCAAGCGCAUCAACCCCGAGCUGACGACGGAGAAUGUCAUGAAGCACACGGCGCUGAUGAAGAAGCUGGAGGAGGACAAGGCCCAUCGCCACAACAAGCCCAGCUCGUCGGCCCAGCACAGCGGCAAGAGCCGGAAGAGCCGCGGCCACAAGAAGCCUCACGGCAAGUCGCGGUCGCACAGCAAGUCCCGGGUGGCGAAGGGUGGGGAGCAGUCGGAGGACACCCACUUGGAGCUGACGGGGAGCAGAGAGUACGAGUUGUACGACCCGGUCACCCGGGCCCCCUGCGUCAACGGGAUGGAGCCGCCACGGGGCGACAACGGCUUCGUGGCCUACGACAGGCUGAACGCGGCGGAGCCCCGCUACCCGGUGGCGCCCGAGUGGGACGUGUCGGGCGACCUGUACAAGAGGCGGAUGGAGAGCCAGCUCCCCAGGGACGGCCUGCAGCCCAAGGUCCACCGCAGCCACAGCCACACGCAAGACCGCAAGUCCCGGACCGACAGGAGCGGCAAGGCCAAGGAGCGCUCGAGAUCCAUGGACAACGCCAACCGACCCCUGGGCGCAGUAGUGCCGGUGGAGGAGGGUCAAGGAGCCGGCGACAAAUCCCGCUCUGCCAAACCGCCCGGCCUCCUCCACCGGGCUGCCGGGCUGGCCUCUCAUUCCAAUCACAUCACCGAGCCGAGUAUCCCCGAGUGCGUGGACAGUCACAACCCCGGCGAGGCCGCCAACGCGCCGCAACCCCUCCCGCCCGGGGAAAGUCUCCGCGACCCGGGCAGCACCGAGGCGGAGAGGAACCCGUGCAAGGAGAGCAACCCACGGACUGCACCUUCUCCCCCGGUGGCCAGGCGUGACGGCGACGACGCCUUCAAGGACUGCCAUGCCCUCACCUUGUCGGACGGGGUGACCACGUUGUCCCCCUUGGACCGACUGUCGAGGCAGCCAGCGCCCGUGGAGGAAAACGUCAACGGGCAGCUGGAACAGUUGUCGCUGCUGCCGAACCAUUAUCUGGACAAAAACGAGACGAACGGCGGCGUCAGUUUGCCGCUGAUGGCGACGACGGCGGUGGUCAAUGGACAAGCCUUCACCCCGCCGUGCGAAUCGCCCGCUGUAAACCGCCUGGACGAUACUUGCCCGGAGUCCCCCGGCAUAUCGUCCUGUAAAUCUCAGCACAUUAAGCCGUCGGGGUUGUUUCAUACGAACUGCGAGAAGCUGGCGGGCAUGAUGCCGCCCGUCCCCGGGCACGGCCACCCGUCGGGGCACCAUGAGUCCUCGUCUUUCGACUACUACAACGUGUCCGACGACGACGACUCGGAGGACGACGGCAGCAAGAGCCAGCAGGAGGGCAAGAGGCGGGAAGACGGCGGCACUGUGCAGUGGCUGCUGGAGCGGGAGAAGGACAAGGGGCUCCAGAGGAAGCACCUCACGCUCCUCAGCCCAAAGGAGAGCGAGACCAACCCCGCUCAGAAGGCCACCCACUCCGCUCGACUCGACAGCAUGGACAGCAGCAGCAUCACAGUAGACAGUGGAUUCAAUUCCCCUCGUACUCGUGAAAGUCUGGCCUCUAACACCUCCAGCCUCUUAGACAGCAGCAAACAUCAGAACCCUUCUCUUAGCCCGGGAAGAGGAGGCGCGGCCGAAUUCACGUUCCGAGCAACUGCGGAUACUGUGACCAGCAAAGCCGAGACACUUCAGAAACCGGCGAAGUGCCUGGCUUCUAUCACCAGUGUUUGAGUGCUGUGUGGGUGUGUGUGUGGUAGAUCCUGAACCUUGGCCAGCAUACUUCAAACCUGCACUUCAAAAUGUUACUUGAGACUUCUCGGCUAGUGCGCUAGCCAUGCCACUAGGCCAUUUUGGCAUGUUAGCACGUGACAGAGGGGGCCAUGCAAAACACACGUAGCGGCCAUUUUGUGACUUGGAGCUUUUUUUUUUUUUUUUUGGUUUAGCUUCCAGGAGCACUUAUUAAUUUUACCUCUUCAUCCUUUAGGUAUUGAGCGGGUAGUGCGUCUCACUGCAUGACCCUCUCCUGCAUCACACUCCAUUGUGGUUUUGGUAAAGAAGAGAAAAACAAAAAGCACAAAACUGUUUUAGCACUUCUUGGUUCUGGGUUUCUUGACGAUAUCCGAUUUAAAACUCAAUUUUUAGAAAUAACCUUCUUUAGAACGUUAUCAAGCCAGCAAAAUACUGUUUUUAGCAAGACCCGCGCAUGUGAUAAAUCUGGAUGCGCUCCUCCCAGUUUGACAGUCUAACACACUGAAGAUAUUCUCUUCAACUCUCUGUGGUCAGUUAUUUCCGAUCAGUGUUGUCGUUUAAUAAUAGUUGUGUUGUACCAACAGAUAAAUGUUGCACUAUUAAAAGAUGAAAUGAUGUCUCAUUUUUUUUACUGUACAAGAUGAUUAUACAUCUGGCUGUGUUACUGUACAUAUAAAUCACUAUUAAAGUCCUUGAAAGCUAACCAACAGUAAACUUGUGAUAAGUUUUACAGUUGUUGUAAAUCUUACACCAAAAUAUGUGAAUUUGAUGUCCCUUAUUUUCCUGUGCAAAAUAGAUAUGCUUCAGAGAAAGUGCAGCCCAAUAGACAAUAGGUGCAGGAGUAGGCCAUUCGGCCCUUCGAGCCAGCAACACCAUUCAAAGCCGAAUACACAUUUUUCCGGUUGAAACAAAACUCCAGGCACUCCCCGACUUAUGUCAGGGUUACGUUUAGACGUGAGAGAUACAGCGUGGAAACACUAAGUGGAAACCACUAAGUCUGCGCCGACCAGCGAUCCUCGCACGCAAACACUAUCCCAUGCACACAAGGGACAAUUUA
Messenger RNA from Amblyraja radiata (thorny skate), 4251 nucleotides. RefSeq names its product storkhead-box protein 2. Gene Ontology annotation, molecular function: RNA polymerase II transcription regulatory region sequence-specific DNA binding. The record is from RefSeq and is a predicted model, not a curated record. Bases 309 to 3176 code for a protein of 955 amino acids. The transcript has 4 exons. Gene Ontology annotation, biological process: regulation of transcription by RNA polymerase II. Gene Ontology annotation, cellular component: nucleus; cytoplasm. NCBI's taxonomy places the organism in Eukaryota, Metazoa, Chordata, Chondrichthyes, Rajiformes, Rajidae.